This is a messenger RNA of Macrobrachium nipponense, 2916 nucleotides long. It is a transcript of the gene myo, whose product is annotated as growth/differentiation factor 8-like. NCBI's taxonomy places the organism in Eukaryota, Metazoa, Arthropoda, Malacostraca, Decapoda, Palaemonidae. The coding region runs from base 135 to 1517 and encodes 460 amino acids. Gene Ontology annotation, molecular function: cytokine activity; growth factor activity. Gene Ontology annotation, cellular component: extracellular region. The record is from RefSeq and is a predicted model, not a curated record. The transcript is spliced from 4 exons.
GUCAAUCUUGAAUCGGAGCUUAUGGGUGUACCGUGAUCGCGUAGAACCGAAGUGAGUGUCGUACACGGGGUGAGAGAGAGAGCAAGCGAGAGAGAAAGAGAGCGAAAGAGAAAAAACCGCACUUAAUAUACACCAUGCACUGGAUAAAGUAUAUCUUGGUAGCCUUUGUGCUCCUGCAGGCGCUGACGGAGGCACAUCGCAGAAAAGCCACGGGAAAACCCGCCCGCAAAAAAAAUCAAGUCGAAAGGAGACCUCAGUCAGAUGGUCCCUCAGAGCACAUGGAGGAAACUGACGGAGAUAUUCCUCCUCCACCUCACAGGGCAAGUGGAGGCAGUGGUGGGGAUGAGAGUGGUGGGGAUGGGGGUGGGGGAGGCGGAGGAGGGGGAGGCGGGGGAAGAGAGGAGGAUGGAGGAGGAGAGCGUGUUCGGCAUGGCCAUCACGGCCACCGAAGGCUGGACGAGCAAUGCCUCACUUGUUUCAAUAAUAUUUUGCAAAUCCGGAGACAAAGGCGGAUCGAAGAGAUCAAAGACCGAGUGCUAACGGCCACGGGGCUCUUAACUCCACCCGAUAUGACAGGGGUUGUGAUAUCGCAAAAUCCAAACAUUCAAAACAUUAUACAUGAAAUGGAAAACAGUGCGCCUCAUCAUUCCUUUACACAAGAGCCCCCAUAUAAUGACGAUGAACCGGCCAUCAAGAGAGAAAAGAUCUUCUCUCCAGUUGAACCAGGUAACAUCUACGCUUCACGCUCAGCGCCAGCGGGGCUCAGAAUUCCAGCGGACAUGAAUGCACUCUAUUUCAAACUUGAUCACGGGACACUCCUGACAAGAGUCAAAAGAGCCAUCCUACACGUUUGGCUCAAACCCAUGCGGUCAGAACUCGACAGACAAGUUCCUAUCACAGUUUACAAAAUAUACCGCAUUAAUAACACAGACCUACUAGAUAAAACGGAAGUAACGACAUUACGGAAAGAAUUUGAUGCUUUAGAAGGGAACUGGGUGAAGAUUCCUGUCUACAAACUCUUGCAGGAGUGGCUCAGCAAACCCGAAGAAAACCUCGGUUUGGUAGUGGAAGCUCUAGAUUCGCAGGGCCGUCAAGUGGCAGUGACUGAUCCUGCGGAAUCUCCAUCUAAUGCGCCUCUGCUAGAGAUCCACACGGAAGAAAGUCGCCGAGGGCGUAACCGCCGAAACAGUGGCAACGUCUUCUGCACCAACAACGACACAGAUAGAUGCUGUCGUUACCCCCUCUCGGUCAACUUCGUCGAGAUGGGCUGGGACUUCAUAGUAGCACCCAAGGUCUACGAUGCGAACUUCUGCAACGGCGAGUGUCCUUACUUGUACGCUCAAAAAUAUGCCCACAGCGCUCUCAUUCAGAAGAUGAACAGCAGCAGCGCCAAACACGGUCCCUGUUGCGGUGCGAGGAAACUCUCCCCGAUGAAGAUGCUCUACUACGACCAUGACCAUAAGAUUAAGUUUGAUACCAUCCAAGACAUGGUCGUGGAUCGUUGUGGGUGCUCUUAAAAAUAUAGGAUAUCUGGUCGUACUUAAUGAUUUACAAAGUCCACAUGCAAAACCAAAAUUACACGCUCGCCAAACGACAGGUACAGCGCCUCAUGUUGCAUCAAACGAUGUUGACAUUCAUUCUAGAAUUUGACUGGAAACGAAACAUGGAUUGGAUCAAGGAGAUGGAAUAUACUCUGCUAAUAAACUCAGAAGAAAAAAUUUAAUGGCAUACAAUCUCACUGUUAAGAAGAAGAAGAAGAAGAAGAAACGCUUAUCGAAGCGUACUACGCAAGCAUUGGGUUGAGCUAGAGAAAUCCGAGAGUUAACUACUGUAAUUUAAUGUACCAUAAGGAAAUCUGUGCACGCAGUCUUAAAACUAACUUUCGAAACUCGCAAUCAACUCUUGAGUGGAUGGAGCUCAAUUUAAAAUAACAAAGCCAUUUUUUUUAAAACUAACAGUGCGUAUACACGUAACUUAUAUCAGAAACACCAGUGAACGUAUGCACAUAAAGUGUACGGGAAUGGAUGUGAUCAAGUGCAUCUAUCAACACUAAGACUUGCAAAUACAAAGAACAUGUAAAUCCAUCAAUCAUGUAAAUAGCAAAUCAUGACAUAACAUCUGGACUCAGUACUUUAUUAUUAGAAGACACUACUAUGCCACAUUAUAUUUUACAGACUUGUUAUUUCAGCUUGAAACUAUACAACUGAAAAUAUUCCAAUGAAAGAACCAAAAUCAACUUCCAGGUAGAUCCUAAGGCUUAUAGUACAUGUGUUAGGCAAAACGUAACGAUAUAUAUCAUCCUUCGUAAGUGCAUUUAUAGGCGUACGUAUGUGUAAAGAUUAUCAAAUAUAACCGCCUUCCAACCUAUACAACUUCGUUAAAUCUGCUGGAAAGAAAAUGAAAAGUCAAAAGAAAAUUCCAUUCAGUGUAAACCAUUAAAAGCACGUUCAGCUUCCCGUAAAUUUCCAAAUUACUCUUAAUUAACGAUUUUAGUUACCGAGGCAUUAAUGCUAAAAAAUAAAAUAAAAAAUAAAAAAUAAAUAAAUAAAAAAAACAAUGACCAUUUAUUAAAAGUUCUUCUACCGAUCACGUGAAUUCUAAGUCGUAAACUUGAUGGUAUCGGUGAUGCUACGCAAAAGUACUGACAUAUGUAGGGUGAACAAGCGAAAAUCAACUAAGUUAGUGGAAUAAAAUACCACAAAACUCGACUUACCGCGUAAUUCUGCAGCUAAUUGAGAUCAAUAGGUCCACAACAGAACAUGUAAGUUGUAUAAAUAAAAAUAAAUCAAGCCAGAUUCGAUAAUAAAUAUUUCGGACCUCUGUAGUUCAUCCAUGACUUCCUACAUAUGCCGUAAAUGCUUGACUCAAGGUUUAAAAAUUUAAUUAAAAAAAAAAAAAAAAAAAAAAAAACAGAAA